Molecule: messenger RNA, 6036 nt
Organism: Thecamonas trahens ATCC 50062
Lineage: Eukaryota; Apusomonadida; Apusomonadidae
Exons: 3
Coding region: 1-6036 (2011 amino acids)
Biological process (GO): mitotic DNA replication checkpoint signaling
Cellular component (GO): nucleus
Molecular function (GO): DNA replication origin binding
Source: RefSeq, a predicted model, not a curated record
AUGGCUGACAAGCAGAACACGGUGUUUGCAGCUGAUAACGGCGGCGAGCUGGGUAGUCCUGGCCCUGCCGCUGCUGGUGCUGGAGCUCCUGGUGGGGAGGGAGAGGCGGCUGACGGUGUGGCGGCCGAGGUCAGGAACAACAAGGCCAAGUCGCUUAAGAGCAAGAGCAAGAGCAAGGCCAAGGGCAAGGGCAAGGUCAAGGCCAAGGCCAAGUCGCGCAAGAGCAAGAGCAAGCGCAAGCGCAAGAGCAAGAGCAAGAGCAAGCGCAAGAGCAAGGGCAAGGACGGCGCCCACACAUCCGGCAACGACAACAACCACGACAACGACAACAACCACGAGGCCGUCACCAUUGACGACGACGACAACAAGCCCAAGGACAAGCCUCGCGAGCCCAAGGGCGAGGGUAAGGGCAAGUCUCGCGAGUCGGCUACACUCGGCACAUCACUCGCUGUGCCCGAUCGCCACAGGCGGCACCGGCGGACAAAGCGGAAGGGCAAGCGCAGGGUGCGCAAGAGCAAGGCUGACAAGAUCGACAAGGUAGAGGAAAAGGCGGCAGAAGCGUCGUCGUCGUCAUCAGGGCUGGCAGAUCCUGUUGCGCCGCCUCCGAGAGUCCGGCCACUUCCAGAACCAACGCCGGCUGAGCUGGUGCUGGAGAGCUCGUCAGAAGACAGGCCUGACCCAUACAUCGGAGCUGAUGCCGAGAACGAGUUCAUUGACACUGCUCUUGUCUACCGGUCUCGGGCGGCGAGGCCCAGCCAGCCGCGGCCGGCCUCACCUGUUGUCCAGCCGGCGUCGGUGACGCUCGAGUUUGCAGAAGAGUUUGCCAACGAGGCCGAGGCCGGCGCACUGCUGCCGCAUGUUUUGGAGGUUGAUGCGCUCGCCGAGGCGCUGCAGACAUCAUGCAAGAUCGGUCUCAGCGCCGAGGAUCACGAGGCGCGGCUGGACGAGCUCGGACACCACUGGCGGUCGCCGCCACCGGCCAUGGCACAGUUCCAGUCGCCGCGCGAAUCUAUUGUGGCCACGCUGGUUACUCUCGCUCGUGAGCUCAUCUUCAAGCACGAGUCACGGAUGGCGCUCUGGCUUGCAGUGGUGCUCACCUUUGCCAAGGCCAUUCGCGACUCGGACGUGACGGCCGGCGCCGCAUGCAUGCUCCUCCUUCUCGCCGCCUUUGUGCAGCUUGUCAUGGCGCUGGAGUUUCAGGACACUUGGGCAAGGCUCCGCUGGGAGACGGCGCGGGCGUGGUUUGGCUGGUCGUACGGCUACACCCACACCGUUGCCAUUCGCGCGGGCGGCCGCGCCCACACCCUGGUGCAGGACCUCGUCCCCGGUGACCUCAUCGAAGUCUCAGCGCCGGGCGUUGUUCCGGCCGACAUCCGCAUUGUCACCGACUCGGGCAAGUUGGUGGUUGACUCAAGCGCCCGCAGCGAGCCGAGCCAGCUGUCGCGCCGGCCAGCCGCCGCGCCCAACACCCACCGCGCGUAUGCGCGCGCACCCAACAUGGCCUUUGCCGGCGAAACCAUGGUGACCGGCUACGCACUCGGCCUCGUCGUUGCUGUUGGCGCCGACUCGCUGUACUACGGCGAUCCGUCGCGGGCCUCGUCGCUUGUUCUUGAUCCGCUCGACGACGACGAGAUGGGCGAGACUCGGAUGGCUGCGUCAACCAAGCCUGACCUCGAAGGCACCCAUCUGGUCAGGUCUGGCGGCGUUGCGUUGCUCUCGACCACCUUUUCGGCCUCGCUUGUUCACGCCUUCCGCAUCCCGCUCCGCGCCUUUUCAACACUCACUCUCGCCGAGGCCCAGCUCGGCGGACGGUUCAUGCUUGCCGGCGCUCUGCUUGCAGCAACCUCAUACCUGCUCGCCGGCAUCACCGAAGGCCUAGACCCGCUGACGGUCAUCUCCAUCACUGCAGUCUACCUCUGGCUCGUUCUUCCGGAUCGGAUGCGGGUCCAGCUCCGCGCACUCGAGGCCGAGCGCGUGCUCGCCGGUGAACGCCCGCGCCGGCUGGCCACCGCACUCACCCUUUCGGCGUCAGACAAGCUUGUGGAGACGACGCAGAUUGUCAUUUCGCCGGCCCAGCUGAUUGACGGCGUACCGCACGCCGUUAGCACCAUCCUCUUCCCCACCGACGACGAGCCGCUCGACCGCACAACCAUGACCGAACGGUCGUGGCAGGCGAGCCUCCGCCGGCGCAAGUACGACGGCUUGCUGCGGGCGGUGGCGCUGACUACCACCAAGGCCUUUGUCGAUACGCUCUACGGUGACGAGGACACUAUCCGUGCCAACGAGCCAGUUUCGCGCGCGUUGCUUGCGCUCGCCCACGACGCGCUGGACGUCCGGGGAUGCAAGGCGCAGCACCCGUGCAUGGGCCGGAUUGUCUUUGGGCGCGCGCCCAAGGCGGCGACGGCGUCCGGCCUGGUCCCUGUUGCGACUGCUGCUGCGCACUCGCUCGCCUCCUCGUUUGUGGUCUCGAUCCAUCCGCUCGCCGAAGACGCGCACAUUGUGGUCGGUGUUGCGCCAUUGCGGAUGCUGCUCACCGCCAACGUGGCCACCACAUGCCUGGUGGCGGCAGGCGGACCCAAGGCUGCCGAGUACGUUGAGACUCUGACGCCACUAGGCCUCUCGGCCCAGCUCAAGCUGAAGACAACAGUCCGGACGAUGGAGGCCGCUGGCCAAGUCGUCAUGGCUUACGUCCACAAGCGGCUCUUGCUCCCAGAGAAUGUGUCUGGCCGCGAGUACGCUCGCCAGCUCGUCAGCUCGCCAUCUGCCUUUCUGGACGAAUGGACUGCCGACUUUACACUCGUUGGCCUCGUCGGCGUUCCGCUCAAGGCCAACCCAGAAGUUGGGCGGCUGGUGACUCAGCUGCAGACGUCGGGCGUAACGACUCACUUGUUCUCGCCGUACGCUCCACAGACAACCCUCGCGCUGGCGCAGUCAGCCGGCAUUGUCCUCCGCAAGACCUCGCUGGACUCGCUCGUCCCGCCGUUCAUCAACGCCGCUGCGCCCGCCGGCGCCGGCUUUGAGCUCGGCAAGUCGAUGGUGGUGCCGAGCGUCGACGCCCACACGCUCGCUGCCGGCCUCGCUUACCUCACUGACGUGGCGGCGCAGUCGACCGCAGUCCUCAUCGGGCGCGCCGACGACUGGAUGGGUGGAGCACUCGACGAGGCUCACGCCCAGGUCGGCAUCUACACCCUCUCCAACCGACUCCUCACCCUCUGCGCCGCCAACGGGCCGUCGCACGUCAAGCAUGCCACCUUUUGCGACAUGUACCUCGCCGAUGCCUCGCUCGAGACGCUCGCCACCGUCCUGGCUCGGGCCCGCGGCGCCGUCGACACCGAAAUCAAGGCUGUCGCUGGGCGAACGGCCAUGUACCUGGCAUACACUAUGGCUCUCGCUCUCGGCUUUUGGUUUGCGCUCCCACUUCCGUUUACGGCCUCGCUUCUUGUCCUCGCCGAGCUCGUCGUCCGUCUCCACACCAUUGUCUUCCCGCGGCUGGUCAAGAAGCCGUUUGUGGAGCCGGACGUCAUGCUCACUGACAAAACUCGCAGCGUGACGCCGUCGAUGGGCAAGCUCCUCCGGUUCGGCCGCCUCUUCUCCGGUCCUCUCGUCCUCUACGCCUCGCUCCUUGCGGGCUUGGUCGUCCUCGGCGCGCUGAGCAACUAUGCCGCCGUCAUGAACACCGUCACCUCGUCGCUGGCCGGUCAGGCCAACGCGUGGGAGAGCGGCGCGCCCAUCGCCGGCGCCGGGAACGUACUCUGCGAGGCCCGCUCGGCCUUUUACCUCGGCCUUGUUGUUGGCUUCUUUGCCCUCCUCACCACCACCCUCACCCGCUCGGCGUCGCUCAUCGAUCUUCCGCGGCGGACGCUCGCCAUCCACGCCAGCCUCAUUGUGGUUCAGAUGGUCCUGCUUGUCCUCUCGCUGGAGGUCAGCCCGUUCCAGGUCUUCUUCGGCACCUGCGCCGUCGCCUUCCGUGGCUGGCUCCCCUCACUCCUCUUUGCCGCUGUCAUCAUCGCCCUCGAUGAGCUCCGCAAGUACCUUUUGCGCUAUGUCGUAGUUGACCCCAACGAGUCGCCGCUCCGUCAUCUGUACUUUAACGUCCGCGACCCGCUCUCGCCCCCGUCGCCCAUACCCUCGCGCACCCUCCCCAAACGGGGCCGCCAGAAAGGUGACGACGCCGACCUCCUCCGCCGCUCGUCCAAGCGGCUCAAGACGCUCAGUGCUCGGGCAAGUCAUCGAGUGAUGGUUGAUGAGAAUGGAGAGGUUGGUGAGGCUGGCGAAGCGUUUGCGGCUGCUGGAUUUGUGCCGGUGGGCCGGCGGUCGGGUGAGGAGGCGAGCAAGGCGAGUAAUGAUGAUGAAGAUGGCGUUGGUGACGACGACCGCUGCAGCCGCCUCACUGGUGAUGCGAGGACAAAGGCCGGUGCGCUAGCACCGGCAGCGGCGUCUGCAGCGGCAACGGGGCUGGCGCAGCAGAGCGCAGGGCUGGCGGGCGUUUCGAAUCUUCUCUGCACCUCGCCGCAGCUGAAGCGGGCGAUGAGCAGCCUGCGAGUGGUGGAUGUGUUCCGGGCUGCCUCUGCGGCACUGUCUGUGGGCGCGUGCGAGGCUGCGGACGCCAGCAGCAGCGGGCCUGCCGGGCGCGAGGUCGAGGCCGAGGUUAUCUCGCGGUUCUGGCGGUCGCGGCUGGCAAAUCAGAGCUCCGGAUCGAUGUACGUGUCAGGCGCGCCUGGAACGGGCAAGUCGUUUACCUUUACCUCGCUGCCGGCACAGGUGCACGCGGCCAAGCAGACAGAUCCGAGCCUGCCUGCAGUGGUGACGGUCCACCUCAACUGCAUGUCGCAUAUCACGCCGUCGACGGCAUACACGACACUGCUUGCGCUCCUAGCCUCGCAGCUUGAGCGGAUGGGCGUGGUGCUGGAGGAGAUUGUGCCCGAGGCUGCUGACGUGCGGCUUCUGCGGUCGCUGUCUGCCGGCGACCACGCGCAGCGGGUGCUCUCCAAGCUCUUUUCUGUGACCAGCAUUCCACCGCUGCGGCGGUCUGCGCAGCGGCAGCGGGUGGCUGCUGCCGCCGUCGCCGCGCACUCGUCGUCGGCUGCGGUCUCCGAGUCGGUCUGCGAGGCCUCGUUCGCCAAGGGCGACUCGGCGCUCUCGUUCAUCAUUGUGCUCGAUGAGAUGGAUCAGCUUGGCUCGAACGGCAACGCCAUCCUAUACCAGAUGUUCGAAUGGGCCGGUGGCGCCGGCUCGCUGGUCCUCUUUGGCGUCGCCAACGCCCUCGACCUCACCGACCGCAUGCUCCCGCAGCUGCGGCGGCUCGGUAAGCCGCCGGCGACGCUCGAGUUCCGGCCGUAUACUGCUGGGCAGCUCGAGUCCAUCCUCGAGGCCCGCCUCGCCACCGUGGAGAGCAGCUCGGGCUCGCAGGGCAAGAUCUUUCAGGCCAAGGCGCUGCGGCUCCUCGCGCGGCGGGUCCAGAACCACACCGGUGACGUCCGCAUGGCGCUCAACCUCUGCCGCGGCGUCCUCGACGCCCUCAUUGCCUCGCGCUCCCCGGCACUCAACGAGCCGGCAGCAGCCUUCCGUGGCCUCUCCAUUGGCGCCAUGUCCAAGCACAUCCGCGCCACGCUCGGCUCCAAGCAGGGCUCUGCCAUCGCCAACCUCACUCUCCACCAAAAGGUGCUCCUGCUCGCCGGCGCCUGCCAUGUCGCCCGCUCCGGCAAGUCGUACCUCACCUACGUCCAGCUCGAGAACGCCUACCGCAGGCUCUGCACCGACAUCGCCCACUUUUCCGACUUUGCUACGGGCUCGGCCUUUUUCGAGCUCACCGACUCGCUGCAGACACUCUCGCUUGUCUCCAUCUCGUCAUCGUCCGGCAUCGCGCUCUCGCGUUCGGCAUCGACAGGCUCGUUUGGCACCCGCACCGCCUCGCGUCGCCUCAAUUACGUCAAGAUCAUCCCCUCGGCCGAGACCAUCACCACCGCUCUCGCUGCUCUCAACCACUCGCUCUUUGAUCGCAUGCUCAACGAACUCAAGGAGGCCGGUGCCCGCUGA